Molecule: messenger RNA, 1715 nt
Organism: Porites lobata
Lineage: Eukaryota; Metazoa; Cnidaria; Anthozoa; Scleractinia; Poritidae
Source: the annotation of a GenBank genome assembly
UGGACAAAAGAUUGUAAAAUCUGUGUGUUGUUUUGGAGACCGUCAAUGGACGGGAACAACUGGGAAAAUCUACCUGAGCACAUUUUGGUGAGGAUAUAUUCAUUUCUUAGUCUAUCCGAGAGAUUAACGGCUUCUAUAACCUGUAAACAGUGGAAUGAAAUAUGUUUCAGUUCCCCACUACUGUGGCAGACAUUCCAAUUCAAAUUCUUUGAUUCAAAGGAGUUCAAAUACAGCAAAUUCUUGGAGAACCAUGGACGACACUUAAGAAACGUGGAAAUUCAGUGCCAUCAAGAGGAUAAAAUCAACAGGGAAAGCGCAUGCACACUUAUUCGUGAGUUAAGCACCUUGAAAGUGCGACGACUCGAGAAGUUUACUAUCAAGUUUCUCGGAGAGAACCCUUUGUUCUACGCUGGUCAUGAAUUCGUCGACUGUUUGCGAGAUCUGUUCGACAAACCCAAUAGCGAUUGCGAAAUUCAAUUACCUUUGAAAUAUGUGGAUCUAAGUAAACUACCGGUCGCCUACAGUGAUGAUUUAAUUAACCUUCUGGCAGAAAACAGUCCUGAUUUACAAUCGCUGAAUAUUCAGAACGCUGCGCUUGUUUGCAAAGUGUCUUCCGGUUGCAUAGAAAAUGUCGUUAACAAGUGCCGGAAGUUGAGGUAUCUUGCUCUUCAUCACACAAGUGUGAACGAGGACAUCAUGAUGUCGUUAACUGAAGAUGGCAGAGCUCACCUUGAACACCUUUCUAUUGACUGCCGACGAGAAGAAAAAUUUGGAAAGGACAUAACAUCUGAAAUAUGGGAAAACGUUCGGCGGAAAAUUCCAAGCCUUCGUGUCACGCUAGCUUUCGACACCUCUUGUCCAAUGUUUAAAGUGGACGCAAUUCUGAAACCAGAAAUACCAGUGCAGAACCUGAGGCUAGAGGUGAUGUCGAGAGUUGUUGCUCAAAUUUAUUUUGCAGCUGAGAACUACAGUCAAACAUUGGAAAAACUGUCGAUAAGUACCACAGGCAGUAAGGAAUUGGAAAAUGCCCUGAUAUAUCUUGUCUCAAAAUGUCGCAAACUAAGUGAACUUCAUGUCUUCCAGUGUUAUAUUUCUCAAGAGACAAAACAAAAGAUAUUUCAGCUAUGCCCACAGAUGAAAAAAUGUUUUAUGAGAGUACUGUAAAAAAGAUAAUAAGAACACUUUCAGUCUGACCCUGGACACAGAUAUUCCUAGAGUUUCUGAUCUGAAAGUACCCCGGACAUUAGGUAUGUUAAAGUCCAACAUUUUGGUGAUAAACUUUGUAAAAGCUUAUUAAACGAAGCUAGUGCUGAUGAGCACCAUCAAAGUCAAAUAUAAAAUACAUUAUGAAAAAUCUUUAGGAAUAUAUUCUGGAGGCAUCCCUUCACUCAAACUAUAACAAUUGACCGGCUUUAUUACCAUACACUCUUUUUCAUAUGGCUAGUUUACAGGGGGUCUCGACGAAACACUGGCCCUCUAUUGACCCCCUCUACUGAUCGCCCUUACUGAACUCCUGUAUGAAAAUCACAGGAAAUUAGCUAAUGAUUUGAACUAACAAAGAAUGGUUCACCUUAAAGCUUACAGGAUGCCCAUGCAAGAUUGCAUCAGGCGUGAGAUGGUUGAUCUGCCACUUCAACUCCUUUAACCCUUUAAGUCCCUAUAGCGACCUGCAUCAAUUUUCUCCUAACAUUUUCCAUACACCGUAGUAUGAAAUG